Molecule: messenger RNA, 4455 nt
Organism: Megalops cyprinoides (Indo-Pacific tarpon)
Lineage: Eukaryota; Metazoa; Chordata; Actinopteri; Elopiformes; Megalopidae
Gene: shc2
Product: SHC (Src homology 2 domain containing) transforming protein 2
Exons: 13
Coding region: 174-2246 (690 amino acids)
Biological process (GO): intracellular signal transduction; cell surface receptor protein tyrosine kinase signaling pathway
Cellular component (GO): plasma membrane
Molecular function (GO): receptor tyrosine kinase binding
Source: RefSeq, a predicted model, not a curated record
CGGGACAGCGCUCACUCUGCACGGACCGUGAGACAUCUCUCUCCAGAAGAUUUUUGCAAAUAAACAGAGAUUUCUUUUUUCUCCCAGUACGCCUCUCCCCCUCCCCCUCCCCUUCCCCUCGUCCUCCUAAAGCGCUCCCCUGCCACUCACUGCGUCGGGCUGCUCCCCCGGGUAUGCUACUUAAGCCCAAGUAUGGCCGCUUUCGCAACGACUCUGUGACCUCCUCCGACGACCUGAUGCAGAGCUUAGCCAUGAGCGGCAAAGUGGUCGCCACGCCGGUCGUCCCCUCCGCCUCCCCGUCCCUGCCGCUGCCCCCGCUGCAGCUCCCGGACCGCCGCCCGCCCGCCCCCAGCGGCCCGGCCCUGGCCGACUCCCCCUGCAUCGACGGAGAGCAGGACGGCACCACCACCUUCUGCAUGCUGAUCCCCAGGAUGCCCCAGUGGAAGUUCUCCAACUCGCUGCUCAGCCGGAGCCCCUCCAACUCCAGCUCUGGCUCCGGCUCCAGCUCUAGCAAGGACUCCAGCAGGGGGACCGCCCAGGGCCCGGUGGGGCCCGGCGGUUUGCCGGUCAGCGGCCCUGUGGCCAGCCUGGCCGCUGUUCUGAACUCCUGUGACCCCGUGUGUGUCACCUCCUGUUCCCUGCAGGCCAUUGGCAGGCAGCGCGGUGCAGCCGGAUCCAGCGGCGCGGUGGGACCCAGCGCGGGCAGCGCAGAGGGCACAGGUAGCCCAGGGGGUGCGAGCGGCUCCGGGACAGGGAUGAGCCGCAGGGCGAGGGUGGAGGGCAUGCAGCUGGGAAGGGAGGAACUCAGCCAGAAGGGAAGCUUCAUCCAUAAGCCCUCUCAGGGCUGGCUGCACCCGGACAAGAAGAUCACCGGCCCAGGGGCCUCCUAUAUCAUCAGGUACAUGGGCUGCAUUGAGGUCCUCAAGUCCAUGCGGUCUCUGGACUUCAACACUCGAACACAGGUGACAAGGGAAGCCAUCAACAGGCUGUACGAGGUUGUGCCUGGGGUGAAGGGCACCUGGAAGAAGAAGGCCGCUAACAAGGCCCUGCAAUCCAUUAUGGGGAAGAGCAAUCUGCGCUUUGCUGGAAUGAGCAUCGCCAUCAACAUCUCCAUUGAGGGGCUCAGCCUGCUUGUCCCCACCACACGCCAGGUGAUUGCUCACCACCCCAUGCAGUCCAUCUCCUUUGCUUCCGGUGGAGAUACGGACACGCCUGACUAUGUUGCUUAUGUAGCUAAAGAUCCCGUCAACCAGAGAGCUUGCCACAUCCUGGAGUGCUGCGACGGCCUGGCCCAGAGCGUCAUCAGCACCAUUGGCCAGGCCUUCGAGCUGCAGUUCAAACAGUACCUGCACAGCCCGCCCAAGGCCAUUCCCACACUCGAGCGGAAUAUCAGGACAGAUGAAUCGGCAUGGGGCGAUGAUGAAGACUCCGCAGAGCAUGACUACUACAACAGCAUCCCAGGGAAGGAGCCUCCGGUUGGGGGAGUGGUGGACUCCAGGCUGAGGCCUCCAGGGGCCCUGCUAGGCCACAUCCAUACCCAGCCUCCAAGCAAGACCACGCAGAUGGGAUCUCAAGCAAAGAGAGACGGUGCCUCCUACCCCCCAGUGCAGCUGUGCUAUGAUGUUCAUUGGGACACAGAGACCAGCAGCAGCUCAGGCCUGACGUCUGAUGGGUACCUGCGUGCAGACGGCCAGCCACCUGGUAGCCGUGACUAUGAAGAGCACCUGUAUGUGAACACCCAGAAUCUAGACGGUUGGGAACCUGGGUCAGAGAAAAGCUGGGGGGGCCGCGGGUCUGAGAGCCCCAAGAAAGACAUCUUCGACAUGAGGCCCUUCGAGGAUGCCCUCAAGAUGCACGAGGCAGGGGGCGUGUGUGUGCUGGAGGACCAGUGGCCCAGCCCACCCCGACGCCGCGCCCCCAUCGCGCCCACCGAGGAGCAGCUGCGGCGCGAGGCCUGGUACCACGGGCGCAUGAGCCGGCGGGACGCCGAGAAGCUGCUGGCGCGAGACGGAGACUUCCUGGUGCGGGACAGCGCCACCAACCCGGGGCAGUACGUCCUGACGGGCAUGCACUGCGGCCUGCCCAAACACCUGCUGCUGGUGGACCCCGAGGGCGUGGUUCGCACCAAAGACAUGCUUUUUGAAAGUAUCAGUCAUCUUAUCAAUUACCACCUACAAAACGAGCUGCCCAUCGUAGCAGCUGAGAGUGAACUGCACCUCCAACAGGUGGUCCGUCGAAAACAAUGAUCCCACCCCUUGAAUGUCUGCAGUGGAGACAGGACUGCCCUCGUGUGACCUUGAGCGGCUGAAAGCGGGAGGUCCUCGUCUUGCCUUAAACAGACUCUGAGCGCCCCUCCCCCCCACCACCCCCCCACUGGGCUGGCACAGAGGGCACAGGAGCGGACUCUACUGCAGCCGUGAGCCGGACUGCAUUUGACGCUGAAAACAAACCAUUCAUUUCAACAAAAACAAUCAGCAUGUCUGUGUUAUGUUAAUGGAUGCUGUCUCUCACGCUGACCCUGAAAUCUGUCUCACGCGGAGGGAAUGUGAGGUCUGGGACAGGGGGGACAGGACAUCAGAGGUAAGAGAAGAAUAUGGAAGAAGUGGCUCCGCUUCUCUGAGGUGGGCUUACAAGUGUAACCUAAACGGUGUCCCACAAGGUUAGUGUUCUAUUAAGAAAAAUAACAGAAACGAGGGAUGGAAACCUUGCACUAAGUCUGUGCUGCACGGUAACAGUGUUACAAGAAUGUAUUGGGCUUCCUUCAGUCCAGAGUCUUUCAGUGCGAGAAUGUGGACACAGAAAACUCAACGUUAUGGCAUGUGUCAGUGAUUGUGUGUUCGGGACAUAUACUUACACUUAAGUUUGUGUUGUGGAAAAAAAAGUAGGGCAGUGUAGUUCCCUUAUACCACCCCUUCAUGUUUUUACAAGAGUAAAAGCGGCCUGCUUGUGGUCUGCAUUCUUUUUUCCCAUGGUUCUUCCUAGACCUGCCACAGAUCACUACGAUGAAAAGCACUAUGGCCCCUGCUUUAUGAACAAACUCUGAUAUAAUCAGCCACAUGAGUGUGUUUAUAUUGUAUGCCACUUACACUGUACAGUGUUUUUUGUGAACAUAAUUACACAAAUAAGUGUUCUCAUAAGUUGUGUUUCCAUAAUUUAGUUCCUUUAUUGCAGCAGCAAGAUAAUUUCUUCAAACUUACCUCAGGAGCAAAGAUCAGGUGUAGAUAACCUCUCAUGUAUUAGAUCCUUUUCUGCGAUGAUAAAGGCAUUCAGAAAUGUUUAUCCACACCAAAGCUGCAAACCAAACUCACCAACACAUAGAACCUCUAAAGCCAGGUCUCUCAUUAAUCUAUUAGAUUAAUUCAACACAUGGCAAUGUGAGAACCUCACAUUCUGGGUUCUAUGAGAGAACCUCAUGUUCUGGGUUCUAUGAUAGCAGGAGGUAAAAUCACAGUAGGAUCAACAUUGUAUUGUUAUUGUGGCUCAUAUUGUCAGUGCUAAAUACUUAACUGCAGGUAUUCACGCUCAGCAUUUAACAUGCAGCUGUCGUCUGGUCACAUCACUAACAAAUUUGAUCAGUCUGUCUUUGCGAUCCGUAUUUUGCGAAACAGUAGAUGCAUCUAGAUCCUUGGUGUUGUUUGGCUUCAUCUCCCCGUUGUAUCUCCACUGCUGGGUCCCUGGUUGCCUGAUUGAUGUCGAUCAGGCCCUCUCUGUGAAAACUUCUCGUCUCUGUCGCAUCAAAUUCAGCGGUUGCACAUAUCGUUGGAAUCGAUUGUAUGUUGUCGAACAUUUCCCCUCCUACUUUCACAAGAAUCACAAAAUCAACAACCGAGUCUAUACUGGCUCUUGAAACCCUCGUUGAAGAACAGAGCAGUGCCUUAAUUGUCCUCAUGUUUUGUCUUGCGUUGAACCAAAAGAAUGAAAAAGUUCACUUGCAUCAUCAAAAUUAUUGCAUCACACUUAUACCAUGUGUAUGUCAGGGGAAGUCAAUGCUGUUCCCAGAGGACUGAAUGGUUCUGGUUUCCCUUCCAUCUCGCAUCUUUUUCCUUUGAUCGUGGGUCUUAUUCGGACUGGAAGUCAACACAUGAGAUCAAUGAGUCUGCAUAAGCUGUGUACCUGCAGACACAUCCGAAGCCAUAUCUAUUGGCCUGAUCCCCGAAGGCCAGCAUUGCCUGCCACUGCUGUCUGCUGUCUGCUCUCACUUAGAAUCUCUCCCUACAGACUUCCCACAUAAGGCAGGUGGUGUCCUGUUUAGUCCAAGAAUCAGUUUUCACCACGGCCAUGUACUGUGAACGAGCUGACUGCAGAGCCGCUGUGCAGCCAGACUGAGGGUAAUGCAUUCAGGAUCCCCGUGGCCUGGGCAGCGCUCACUCCGCUCUCCAAGCCUGCUGAAAAGGAAAGGAAACGAGAGGAAGAUCUGUGAUGUAAUACUUUACUCGAGUUUUCAGAAAGACCCCC